Messenger RNA from Sebastes umbrosus (honeycomb rockfish), 8477 nucleotides. It is a transcript of the gene kcna1a, whose product is annotated as potassium voltage-gated channel, shaker-related subfamily, member 1a. Gene Ontology annotation, biological process: potassium ion transmembrane transport; protein homooligomerization. The record is from RefSeq and is a predicted model, not a curated record. The coding region runs from base 2160 to 3635 and encodes 491 amino acids. Gene Ontology annotation, molecular function: delayed rectifier potassium channel activity; protein binding. Lineage: Eukaryota; Metazoa; Chordata; Actinopteri; Perciformes; Sebastidae. The transcript has 2 exons. Gene Ontology annotation, cellular component: juxtaparanode region of axon; paranode region of axon; voltage-gated potassium channel complex.
AAAAAAGGGGCUCAGAAGCAGACAUUGUGUUGUCUUGCCACAAAACCAAUUAACUUAUUAAACUGUCAUAGUGAUAAAUGUGGGGGGAUUUAUUUGGCUGGAGGCACAAAUUAACAAAUUAGACAUUUUAGUCUGAUGACCUGAUUUAGUGUUGAAUUUGUGUUUUUUUUAGAAAGUCAGAAAUUUUGAGGCCCUGGAAAAACCAUCCUCCUAUACGUCAGCAAUGGACCAAUAUGUGUGCUUCAUGUGUUAUAAUAAUGACUUGAGUACCUUCUGGUGUUUUGUUUUGUGGGAUUUGUAGUUCUUUUAUGUGGUGAAUCAAUCAUCUUGCGCUGUCCUUGGUGCUGAAACUGACCUUUCGUCCUCUGCAGAGCCAGAAUUCCUGCAUUAUUUUCUCUCUCAGAUCUGUUUGUCUUCUCUGGAGACAUAUUAUGUAGCUAUGAAGAUAUUAUAACUUAGUCAGCAUCAUAAAGUAUCAGAUAUUGGGUGUGAGCUUUGCACAUCCUGGAUGCAACCUCCCCUUUAUGGGAUGUUUCAUGUAGCUAUGAGGGCUGCAAACACACAUGUGGAUGAUUUGAUCUUUCUCAUUGCUCACUAUAGUAAAAUGAUGAAAAUGUACUAAUUUGGUCUCAGAUAUUGACACAUCCCUUGUAAUCAUUACAUCCUGGAGGGAUGGGAUGAAAAGAUGAUUUUAAUCUCUCACCAUUUGAUGAUAUAUACAGCUACUUUUAUAAAUCACUAAACAACUCAAAUGUUGCCCAAUGCAGUUGUGAAAUUUACUAAUUUGGUCUCAGAUAUUGUAACCAUUACAUCCUGGAGUGAUUUUAAUCCUUCACCAUUUGAUGAUAUAUACAGCUACUUUUAUAAAUCCCUAAACAUCUCAAAUGUUGCUCCAUGCAGUUUUGGGAUUUAGAGGUUUUUGUUACAAACUGUCACCUUGGUCUCAGAUGGACUAUAGAUAUUGUAAUCAUUACAUCCUGGAGUGAUGGGAUUAAAAAGGUGAUUUUAAUCUCUCACCAUUUGAAGACUUUUAUAAAUCACUUAAACAUCUUCAAAUGUUGCCCCAUGCAGUUUGUUGGAUUUAGAGAGUUUUUUUGGUUACAAACUGUCCUUUCCCUUUGCAGUCGGAUUGCGCCAGAGCUGGCACACAAGCGCUCUCUCUUGUUUUUGUGGUGUGUGGAGAACUUCUGGCGGCGUGCUUUAGUAGAGAGCCGGUCUGCAUUGCGUCGAAACCCUCCAACUCCUCCUCCUCCCUCCUCCUCCCUCCUCUCCAUCCCAUCUCCUCCUCACCUCCCCUGCACUUGCAUGUAAAAAUGCACAGCAAAAACUUGCUUGACAUUGUGGAGAAACAUCCGGACCUCUCUGCUGCUGCUGCUGCUGCUGCUGCUGCACACUCAACUCAAAUCUGUUUUGAUUCAUUUUUUCGCUACAACACAUUCUACAUUCUGCAUUCUACAUUCUACAUUCUGCUCGUCAUCUUGUCCUCCUCGCAGCAGAUUUUUUUUUGCUGAUGCAGUGAUGUCUGGAAAUGUCAAGGGCUCGCUUAUUGCCCCUUAAUGUAUCUCUCCCCCCCUGAAUUUGCAGCACAAGAUCUGCUCCUGCGGUAUCCAGUGAGCUGUCCACACCACCACACCACCGUGCCAGCAGCAGCUCUAGCGACGCUGCAGCUUUCUCUCUCCAUCAUCUCAGGCUUUCCAUCAUUAUAGACUCACCUGAUUUCCAUCUGCUUUUUUAAUCUCAUCUUUGUGGAGGAUGGCGAUGAGCACAGUAUAGGCUUUUUUUUUUUUUUUUUCCUUUCUUGGUAUAGGUGCAAUGUAAAGUUGCCACAUGACACCCACUGCUGCCCUGCUGUUGGAUGCUUUUCCUCGAGGAUAAGACGCAUUCAAGACCUUUCAAGAUCAGCCCACGAGGCAGCAGUAACAACAGCAGCAGAUGCACCGGAGAGCAGCGAUGGUCAAGUCAGCGAGAACCGCAGUGGAGCCGCACUGAGGCAAAGCAGCCAACCAGCCCCCUCGCAUCUGGGGACGUCUCCAACAAUUUAAGGGGUGUGGGAAGCUGAGGAGUGGAAAAUUUGCUCCCGAACCUGAAUGCCUGCUCAGUCAGACUAACCCAACACAACUCCUCCUCCUCUUCCCCCUCCACCUCCUCCUCCUCCCAAAAUGACCGUGGUAGCAGGAGAUAACAUGGACGACACCUCGGCUGUCCCGGGCCACCCUCAGGACACCUACCCCCCGGACCAGACGGACCACGAAUGCUGCGAGAGGGUGGUCAUCAACAUAGCCGGUCUCCGGUUCGAGACGCAGUUGAAAACUCUCUCCCAGUUCCCAGAGACGUUGCUCGGCAACCCCAAAAAACGGAUGCGGUACUUUGACCCCCUGAGAAAUGAGUACUUCUUUGACAGAAACCGCCCCAGCUUCGACGCCAUCCUCUACUACUACCAGUCUGGGGGUCGGCUGAGAAGACCAGUGAACGUCCCUUUGGAUAUGUUCUCAGAAGAGAUCAAGUUUUACGAGCUGGGAGUGGAUGCGAUGGAGAAGUUUCGCGAGGACGAGGGUUUCAUCAGGGAGGAGGAGCGUCCUUUACCUGAGAAGGAGUUCCAGCGUCAAAUUUGGCUCCUCUUCGAGCACCCGGAGAGCUCAGGCACUGCGAGAGGGAUCGCCAUAGUGUCUGUGAUGGUAAUCCUGAUUUCAAUAGUCAUAUUUUGUUUAGAGACUUUACCACAGCUGAAAGAGGACCCAAGGGGUCGAAUGAUUCCAUUUGGGAACACUACUAUUUAUUAUAAGCCAAAUAUCCUCACUGACCCCUUCUUCGUCAUUGAGACACUCUGUAUAAUCUGGUUCUCCUUUGAGUUGAUUGUACGCUUUCUGGCGUGCCCGAGCAAACCGGCCUUCUUCAAGAACAUGAUGAACAUGAUCGACAUCGUGGCUAUCAUCCCUUACUUCAUCACGCUCGGCACCGAGCUGGCCGAAGACCCGGAGAAAGAGGGAGUGGGGGAGCAGGCAACAUCUCUGGCCAUACUCAGGGUGAUUCGUCUGGUCAGGGUGUUCAGGAUCUUCAAGCUGUCACGACACUCCAAAGGACUGCAGAUUUUGGGGCAGACCCUCAAGGCCAGCAUGCGAGAGCUCGGAUUGCUGAUCUUCUUUCUGUUCAUUGGAGUCAUCUUAUUCUCCAGCGCUGUCUACUUUGCCGAGGCAGAGGAGCAAGGAUCCUACUUUGGCAGCAUCCCGGAUGCAUUUUGGUGGGCCGUUGUGUCUAUGACAACUGUGGGCUAUGGGGACAUGGUCCCUGUCACUAUAGGAGGCAAGAUCGUAGGAUCUCUGUGCGCCAUCGCCGGAGUGUUGACAAUUGCGCUCCCAGUGCCUGUCAUUGUGUCCAACUUCAACUACUUCUACCACAGGGAGACCGAGGGAGAAGAGCAGGCGCAGCUGCUCAACGUCAGCAACCCUAACAUCCCCUCCGAAACCAACUCCAGCCGCCGUAGCUCGUCCACCGUCAGCAAGUCAGAGUACAUGGAGAUCGAUGGAGACAUAAACAAUAGCAUCGACAACUUUAGGGAGGCAAACCUCAGAACUGGCAAUUGCACUAUAGCCAACCAAAACUGUGUAAAUAAAAGCAAGCUGCUUACAGAUGUUUAGACACCAGUUAGUUAACUUUGGGAUCUCUAUGGGACUGUCAUAUGUGGAGUAGACCAUCAGUUAGGAAUGCUUCAUUUACCUCCCCAAAGCGCUCUAUAUGGCAUUAGGCCUACAACUACGCUCAGCUAUAUAGAAAGGAAAUCAAAGCUCUUAGAGUAUAUGACAGGUAGAUAGAAUAAUUAAUUCUUCUGAUCCUACAAAUAUAUAGGUACAUCCAAAAGAAAAACAUUACGCAUAUACACGGAGGACGCCGAGCACACACUGUCCUAUCAGACGACCGCGUGAUACUUAAAAUCUUAUGCAUGGAGUACAGAUAACAUUUCAGCAAGUUGCACAAUGCACCAGAAAAGUCUGCAGAGACAUGCAAGCACCUGCAGCCAAGUGGUAAGCGCCAAGAAGUUAGGUGACCCCCUCCGCUCCCUCCUCCUCCUCCUCUUCCUCUCUCCUCUCUCUCCCUACAAAGGAUAUCUACUAUUCAGCAAAGCACCUUAUAGGAGGAAGACUGAUCUCUCUUGUUUGGAUGUAAACAGAUGGUGAUCUACUCGCUUUCACGGACAUCCGCAAUGCUGCUGUUUUUUCAGCAGAUGCUGUAAUUGUGAUAUCACCAAGUGAUUCAAUGCCAUGCCCUUUAGACGCAACACAGCACAAUGUUAAAGUGAGCUUCACACGAGCAUGAUUAGAGACUUUCCAUUUUGAUAUCGGCAUGCACGAGACACAUAUCUCACGUAAUGGAAAGGAUGUUCUUUUUGGAUACCUGCCUCCAUCCCUUGCCCCUCCUUCUCAUCUGUUUUCAUACAAGUGCACUGGAUGAGUUUUUAAUUUGAAAUGCUAAUCAUUUAGAAGUAUAGAAAUUGAAUGUUAAAUCUUAAGGGAACAGUACAUAAAAUGAGAUCAUAGCAUGAAAAAAGUAACCUGCAUUAUGGUCUAUCGACUAAGGUACUUUUGUAUCCUGGUAUAUUUAAUGCAUGACAUGAGUAUUCAGCUUGUUGCAAUUCAGGCACCCUGCAGUGCCCUAUUGUCAGGGAAGCUAAGGAAAUCAAAUUCUGGAUGUUUUCCGAAUUGCGAUCAAAUAUAUCCAAACCCACCUUGAGGAUGCAAUUUAAAAGUAGUCAAAGAAACUGAAUAAAUAUUAUCGAAAAUGCAUAUAAUUAUAAUAAGCACCAAUUACAGUAUCAAUAGUGCAGUGCAUGGACCUUCUUUGAACAAGAAAAGUUAACAUAUCAUUAGUCAUGCUUCCAUUUCCACGUCCAAUUUGAGUACGUAUUGGUUUGGAAUCCACUAAAACAAAAGGAUCGAUACCAAAUUUCACUUCAUAUUACAGAGAAUUAUUCUGACAUUAGUUGCUAGUGCCUUUAUCCCUUUCACCAACAGGACCAGUGAAAGUGCCUCUGUGUACAAUUGGAUUUGUGAGGUUGAGCAGAGCUGGUUGACCUUCUGCUCUGGUGUUGAUACGUUAUGAUGUUAAAGAUGAGCAAGGUUGAAACAGCAGGUGAUUGUGGUCAAAAACAAAAAAAAAAGAUGAUCCAUGGCUGUUAUGCACAACCCAGUUUUCAUGCCGUCAUGCACUUAAUUAUGCCCUUAAGCAGCGAUGUAUUGUACUCUGCAUGUUUACCAAUCCAACUCAAAAGGGAAUAUCCAUAUAGGUUUUAAACAUGUUUUAUUUAUGUCUGUUGUUUUUUAUGUUCGUGCACCAUGCAUCCUUUCAGGGUCUCUACCUCAGCGAGGUCAUUGCAAACUUGCUGCAGAGCUGCAAGCUUCAAUGCAGGGCUUCCUAUACCAUAAUGCAAAAUGGAACCUUAAGUGUAAAACUGCAGUCAUGCAACAUUGAAUGUGAGAGUCCCACAGCAUAGCCUUUACACAAGCACUUAGGAUGAAUAGUAUACCACAGUCCCGCUCCUUUUGUUCACUUAAAGCUACGCACAAUCAGAACAUCCACAUGUAGGGAGUUUGUAGAAGAUUGACUGUUUUUAUAUGUUGGUUUUCUUUGAAUCGAUGGUAUCUAAAGUUACUGUUGUGUCACCUGAAUGUGUUUCAUGUACAAGACGGUGGUUUGUUAUAGUUUUUAAACCCUGCAAUCCUUGGGCAUUAUGAUGCAGCCCGUCUUUUUGCACAAUCAUUUUGUUCUGUUGCCUGAACCCUUUUUUUUUUUGCCAGUGAGAUUUUUUUUUUCACUGUGCUUGCUCACACGUAGUGCAUUGUUUCUCCAGACAGACUAACUGCAGAUAGAUUUGGACAAAGUGUAACGACUACUUGAAAAUCUCCAGCUACUGUACAUCACUCAGUUUUGAGAUGAAUUCACCCAAAUAAUAGUAAGAUUUUCUAAUGUACUGUACGCUCUUUUUUAUUAUUAUUUAGCACUCUCCUGACAAAAAAAAAAAAGAGCUCCACUGCAAUGCUACUUGAAUGUCACAUAGUUGUUUCUGUUGGUGCAAUGGCUAUUCUUUGUGGUGCUAGUACAGGACUACUAUUGUUGUCUUGGUGGUACCAUCGCACGUUACUUUCAACAAGACUUUUUCCAUUUCUUGUUUUUGUUAUUGGUGACUGCUUGGUUAGUUUAGGGCACUUGUUUGUCAUUUUAUUUGGAUGAUCUUUGUACUGUACCGCUGAAGAGUGUCUGCCUCAGGCGAGGUAAAAAAUCCAGAGCCUUGCAACUCAUCAUGAGAGCAAAAAAAGAUACACAUUUGUGUCAGGGAUCUUCAAUUUGUAUAGGGUUUCUCAUACAGAAGGACAUCAAUAAUACCCAACACCAUAUAUUAUAUUGCUAUAUAUAGAUACAAAGAAAUUAUAGUAGUCUCAUUAAUGCAGCUAUCAGGAAAUUGUUCGCUUUGUUCACAAGUUUCUUGAUGCUUGAAAGCAGCGACGUGUUUAACAUGUCCUGCAGGAAACGGCUGAAAGUGAGACGAAGAAAAUAACUAAAUGACACCCCUCACGUUAGCAGCGCUGUGAGGGCAUGUAUAGAUGGUGCUAUGCAUUCAAUUACCCAACAGAAACAUGCAUUCUUAACAGCAAUAGAAUAACAGAUAAACUGUUUCUUAGAUGCUUUUUGUAAAAAAAAAAAAAAAAAAAUCUAUUUUGAAUGUCGGAAAUCACUUGACAGAUAACUCACAACAGGGCUGUUUAUGUACCAACCUCUUACCCUCUGUGCUGUGAUUUUGUAAGGUCAGCGGGGUCAAAUGUAGAGGCCGAGAGAAACCCGUGAAAAGUCCAAAUAUAGGCGUUGUGAUUGUGGCGGUCCCUAUUAACCACCCAGGUCGGACUGGAGUUGUUUUGCAGUCAGGAACGAAAAGCUGCUGAUGGGUUCAGUCGAACGUAUAACACAGUCCCAAAGGAACAGCCCAUAAUGCACUUAGAGAGAGGAUCUAUCGUCAGUUCACCGGACUGAUCAGAUGUGUGAGAGAAAGUCAGAGAAGGUGCCUAAAUUGUUUUACAUAUUCAUUUGUUUAGCUUACUGUUAGAUGUUAAUGCUUCUGCAAACAAACACGAGUGAGAAGAUCUACAAAAAAAAAAUGACAUUAAUUAAUUAAACUAUAAGAAAAAACAUGAAAUGUCACGAGAACAAAAUGCAAUUUAGCUACAAUAAGAUAGAGAAAAAGUAACCACUAUAUACUGCAAUUACGUAUGAAAAACAAUGUGUUUUUAUUUUCUUUCUUUUUUUGGUGGCACUGUAACAUGACUGAUUUAGGAAGAACAUGCCAUAUACUGGAAUAUCAAAGACAAUAUGUUCCUCUGGCAAGCCAUGAUAAUGAAACUACUGUAUUAUGAUCAAUUGCUAUACACUAAAUGAUAUGGACAAGAAGUGUACUAUUAUAAAAAACAACUUAUGGUUUGUUUUUUUUGGGUUUUAAGAAGAAGAAAAAAUCAUUCAAACACCAUGUUCACAUUUGUUCCAAUCUCCACUGCUGAACCUACUGCAUAAUGUAUCUCUACAGAAACCUACUAACCGCAAAAAACUGCAUGGUCGAUGGAAGACUGCAUGAGUUUUGCCUUUCAAACUGUGGAUCAACUAUAAUACAGUUGCAUCAUUUAAAAAAAGAAACCCUUGCUUUCAUCUGCACCAAGGCUUCCUGUGAAAGGCCCUGUUCAGAAGUUGUCUUGUCCUCUGCUGGAUUCCUUAAAAGCACCUUAGCGCUGACCUCAUCACUAAGACGGCGUUGGGCGUCCGAGCCGUGCUCAGCGUCCGUGUGUGAUCUUCAGGUUGUGCUCGCUAUAGGCUCUGAAUGUGAGCAAGGACAUUAAAGGGCUAGUUUCUCAAACUUUAUCUCUAUUCUAGGACUGAAACGCUCCCUCAAGUGACAUUUUGUUCUUAUCUCAGUCUAGACUGUAGUGAUACUGUGUUGUUGGAAACAUGCCCAUCAUGUCUAAACAGGGCCACACACCCUCCUCUGUACUACAUUUGGUUUUAAGGCAUUCUUGUUUGCUAAAGGUGUCGAUGUCGGGACUGCUUUCUGCCUGCUGAGGAGGCACUGAACAGGAUCAAAUGUUGGGAUGUUGGGAUUAUCGCUGAGAAGACCGUGUUUGUGUUAGAUGGCUGAUGAGUUUGUCUUUCCUGUCAAGAAUGCACAUUUAAUUGCUUGUAGGGAAGUUUUGGAGCAAAGCGCUAAAAAAAAGGACUGUUUCUGCUCUUCUUUUCAUCCACAAGCAAACCAAACUCUGAUUGUGUUAUUAUCUAAUCCAGCCGUCAUUGUCAUGUUGUGUUUACCAAGGAUUAUGCUACAAUGUGUUCAGUUUGUCACAUGAUGACAAAGGCAUGGUCUGUGAUCUAUGCAAGGGUUAUUUCUUUUAUUUUUCCUUAUAUCACUUAUGAUUUCAUCUUACAUUAACUUCAAUAAAUUUUUAAGGAUC